Lingula anatina is the source of this 1291-nucleotide messenger RNA. RefSeq lists its product as uncharacterized. The record is from RefSeq and is a predicted model, not a curated record. Lineage: Eukaryota; Metazoa; Brachiopoda; Lingulata; Lingulida; Lingulidae.
GCUACAACCAACGGGACCUGGCUUCCUUUAUUCAGGGGACUCAGGAUGAGACGCUGGGUGGAACCCCGUGACACUGUGACAUGUCAAAGAAUCGUGGAUGACAUGAGGCGUGUGUGUGUAGAGUCAGUGGGUUCAGUCCCCACACACCCCAUGUUACACGGAGAUCUGGAGGCCUUGGGGAAGAGAAUUGUUAUGAUUAUCUAUCACCACCACAAACCAGUUAUGUUUAAUGCAAUUUUGAAGGUUGACGGCAUUGUAGGCUACGACGUCCCUAUUUUCUACGUUGGUUUGGUGAUGGUCGUAAACCAGAUGAAACGAAAAGGUCUUCAGAAAAUCACUAUACUCAACGUUUUGUUACUUUUUCUCAACUAUCGCAUUUCUACAUUUGACCUCACGGAUGCUGGUCGCUCUGCUAGUGGUCUCCGCCUAGCUAACGACUAUCUGGACAACCCAUACCCGAACUACAGGAAACCUGAUUUGACGCCAAGUCCAGAGCAGGUGCUCGUUGCCAAGCACGUGAUCCUCAAGCACAAACCAGACUUAGGUAGUAGUCCAGCUGCUACUUUAAAUGUCCAAUCUUUCGUGUUGGAAAAUACUCUGGCAGAAGAAAAAGGCGGCUCGGCACAACUGGUUAACGCAAUACAGGAUGGCAGGAGUAAAAAUGAUGAAAUCAACUCAUUUUUGAAGUCACGCGUUGGAGACAUGCAAAAUGACGCAUUGUUCUGCAUCGGGAAAGCUAGGCUUAUCAGCGGAAUCCUUACUCUAGGAAAGAGGUUUUUUGAGAGAAAGCGGGUUUGACGCACUUUGAAUUUGAAUGAAAUAUUGAACCAACCACGCAACAGCUUUAACAUGAAAUCUUGCGGGCUAUAUAUAUGAAAUCAACACAUUUUUGAAGUCACAUGUUCGAGACAAAAUGACUCGUUGUUUUGCAUCAAGAAGCCUGGGCUUGUAAGCCUAAUCUUUUCACUGGGAAUGAUCAGGUUUGUUAAAAGGGAGAUGAUUUGGGUAUUAUGAACAUAGCCAACAUGAGGCAGUAUUUCUUGUUCUGGAAAUUCCUUGAGGAAAUUGGUGAUAACAAUGCCUGAUAUGACGGCUGGAGUAGAACAUUAGAAUUAUUGCAUUUAUGACAUCACAGAAAGGAUAUCUACCCAUUGAUGUCUUCUUUUCCCCGGAAAAUCUGGUUUGAAUUUGUAUUCUUUCUCGUAGCAUUAUGUUAGUGCAUAUCCUAGUCUCAACUUCUUUAAACAAUUAAAUUGCAUUUUUUGUGUCGGUAACGGGCAUACAAUUGAUA